Molecule: messenger RNA, 701 nt
Organism: Saccoglossus kowalevskii
Lineage: Eukaryota; Metazoa; Hemichordata; Enteropneusta; Harrimaniidae
Product: 2-hydroxyacylsphingosine 1-beta-galactosyltransferase-like
Source: RefSeq, a predicted model, not a curated record
GGCACAUCAUAUCCGAAGAUGGUGUAAAGACGAACCCUGAUAAGACUGAGGCUAUCAGGAAUUGGCCUGUACCACGCAAUGCCAAGGACGUUAAGACAUUCCUCGGCGUGGCUGGCUACUACAGACGGUUCGUUGAAGGUUUUUCGAAGAUUGCCCGUCCGCUCAACGACCUUACGAUCGGAUUGUACACUAAGAAACGUGGCAAGAACGGCCGCCUAGUGAGACAAAAGGCACCAGAUUUUAAUUGGACACCAGAGUGCCAGGUUGCUUUUGAAACCAUGGUGGAUUUCUCGAAACGUCACCCUAACACCAAAGCUUUAGUAACUCAUGGCGGCAUGAAUGGUGUAUACGAAGCUAUAUAUCAUGCUGUUCCAAUUGUUGGAUUUCCUUUGUAUGGUGAUCAUUAUGAUACUUUCAGCAGAGUAUCUAGUAAAGGCAUGGCAGUUAUCCUAAAUAUUAGCACGCUGACAUCAGAUGAACUCUAUGAUGCUGUUAUUAAAGUUAUUAACACUCCCAGUUAUAACGAGAAUGCGAAAAAGAUAUCAGCUAUACACAAAGACAAACCCAUGUCAGCAAGUGACACUGUUGUAUUCUGGAUUGGAUUUGUCAUCAAACAUGACGGCCAACACCUCGGGGCUGAAGCUUUCAAUCUGAGUUUCAUCGAAUAUUUUCUGAUUGACAUUGCAGUCUUUCUAUUUGUG